Molecule: messenger RNA, 1416 nt
Organism: Ilex paraguariensis (yerba mate)
Lineage: Eukaryota; Viridiplantae; Streptophyta; Magnoliopsida; Aquifoliales; Aquifoliaceae
Source: the annotation of a GenBank genome assembly
AUAUUCUCUCUCUAAAUCUCUGUUGAUCGCGCUCUCUCUCUUCCUCCACCCCCCCUCCCAAAAAAAAAAACCAGUGAUCGUAAAAGUGCGCAAGCAGGCAAAGGGCGAAACUCUAUUUCUCUCUGUACUCUGAUCCAGGCAUUUCACAUGGAUGCUACAAACAACUCCGAAGAUAUAUAUGAAACACCAUAUGCAGAAAUUGAUUCCUUCUUUGACUCAGCUCCUCCUCUUAGGGAUGGUACAAACAUCAGAAGUAAAUUGAAGGAUUUUAUCGAAAUGCAUUCUUCCUCAUCUGUUUCAGGAAGUGGAGGUGUUAAUAGGGUCGUUUGUGUGACAUCUGGUGGUACAACAGUUCCUUUGGAGCGACGAUGUGUUCGAUACAUUGACAAUUUUAGCUCAGGUUAUAGAGGAGCGGCAUCCACGGAAUAUUUUUUGAAAGCGGGAUAUUCUGUCAUCUUUCUAUACCGCAGGGGAACCUGCCAGCCAUUUUGUAGAUCUCUCCCAGAUGAUCCAUUACUUGAAUGUUUUGAGUUUACUGACGAAUCAAAUAUUCAAGUGCACCAGUCACAUUUUGAAGCAGUGAAGAGGGCCCUAACUGGACAUGAUGCAGCAGUAGCAGGAGGCUUCUUAUUGAAACUUCCUUUUACAACAAUUUUCGAGUAUCUUCAGAUUUUACAAUUGAUUGCAAUAUCAAUGAGGAGUCUUGGUCCAAGUGCCAUGUUCUACCUUGCAGCUGCAGCAUCUGACUUCUAUGUUCCAUGGAAGAGCAUGACAGAGCAUAAAAUUCAGUCUAGAUCUGGUCCUCUGGAUAUGAGACUCGUUCAAGUCCCAAAGAUGCUUUCCUUGCUGAGGAAAGAGUGGUCUCCGAUGGCUUUCUGCGUAUCCUUCAAGUUAGAGACAGAUAAAGAGAUUCUAUUAGAGAAGGCUGAUAUGGCACUAAGAAAGUACAAGAUGCAUGCAGUCGUCGCUAAUGAGCUUUUGACCCGUAAAGAGGAGGUUGUGGUUGUAACAAGCACUGGGAAUAUCACAGUCCACCGAGACAAGACUCAGCCUGACGCCGAUGUGGAGUGUCCGCUAAUCCAUCUCCUUGUGGAAAGACAUUCUGCUUAUAUCAAGGAUUCUGAUUUCUGAUUUAGGUAGGUGAUCGAAACGUCUUACUUUUCAGCUACCCCUCUCCCAAUGUAAACUUUAUUUGAAUGAACCUAAUUUAUGUCCUCUGUGGCAUCUCUUGUUUCAUCUUGUCUUGGAUGAAAAGUAUUAGGAAGACAAUCCGGUACACUUGCUUUAUUCAAGAAGAUAUGUUUACCCUGAAUGUUGUGCAAUGAUCAACUUGAGACGAAUAAAUGGCUAUUCAUGCCAAUUUUUCAGUAUUCAUCAUUUCAGUGUUUUUCUUUUUUCGUUGCCUGGGUAUUUAAA